Brassica oleracea var. oleracea is the source of this 2399-nucleotide messenger RNA. RefSeq lists its product as uncharacterized. Gene Ontology annotation, molecular function: zinc ion binding; ubiquitin protein ligase activity; ubiquitin conjugating enzyme binding. Lineage: Eukaryota; Viridiplantae; Streptophyta; Magnoliopsida; Brassicales; Brassicaceae. Gene Ontology annotation, cellular component: ubiquitin ligase complex; cytoplasm. The transcript has 4 exons. Bases 92 to 2203 code for a protein of 703 amino acids. Gene Ontology annotation, biological process: protein polyubiquitination; ubiquitin-dependent protein catabolic process; positive regulation of proteasomal ubiquitin-dependent protein catabolic process. The record is from RefSeq and is a predicted model, not a curated record.
CUUAAAAAGCACUCGUCACGAAGAGAGAACAAAAAAGGGAAAGCAAGCACGCACAGUGUUUUUUGAAUCGCUGCUGCUACCAAAGUAAGUUAUGGAGUUCUUGGGAGGUCGCGAUUCCGAUUCCGAUUCCGAUUCCGAAUACGCUUUCCGAUUGCAGAUGGAGGAGGCACUCGCUGCUUCCCUCGCUUCCCGAUCUCGUGCUCCGCCGUCGCCUCCCGUUGUCGCUAGGAGUGGAUUCGCUAUCGUGGUGGAGGAUGAGGAGAUCGGUUCCACGCCGAGAGGUGAAUCUGAGAACGCGCGUCAAAGAAACACCGGCGGCGGAGAAGGUAACUCGAGAGGAAAAGGGAAAACCCACCACGAGACAGUCUCUGGUACACGGAGAGACGAUCGAAACCCUAACAGUAAAGUCCAGAAUGCUUCUGCGUACGUUGGUACUGUUACUGUUCUUCCCGCGCAAUCUGUCGGUGAGGGAAGCUCGAAGAAGGUUGUUGGUGAUGCCGUAAGGAGGGGGAGUUUCAGGGGAGACUUGAUGUACAGGCUUUACUCCAAGGGUUUGGUGAGCGAAGAGACUGGGAAUGGGAAUGGGAAUGGGAAAGGGAAGGUGGCUGAUGUGGUGGCUGGGUUUGGGGUUGCGAUUUGCGACCAGAGGGAUGCUCUGUUGUUCGAGUCCAAGGGACAGCUGGCUGGCCGUGGCGCGAAUCGUCAGGGAGCGGAGAUUCAGGCGUUGACUCUAGGGUUGACCGAGGCGUCGAAGCUGGGGAUCAAACACGUCGCUAUCUUCUGCGAUUCUUUUCCCAUUUUCCAAUUCGUCAGGGGAAGCUGGAAGCCUAAGCAAAAGAAGAUUGCCAUGCUAAUGGAUGACUUGCAACGGAUCAGGCAACAAUUCUCGUUUACUCAAGCUGUUCUGGUGGCUGGAAACCAAGUCAAAUAUGCUUAUAAACUCGCUAGGGAAUCAAUUGUUUCGCAAGCAACCCCUCAUGAAAACCCCCGCCAAGCUAAAUUAGCUGCUAUGAAAGAAGAGUGUCUUAUCUGUUUCAACGAUAUCGAUCCUGAGCGCAUGUUUUCUAUCGGUAAAUGCACUCACCGCUUUUGCUUUCAGUGUGUGAAGCAACAUGUAGAGGUGAAGCUGCUUCACGGAAUGAUUCCGAAUUGUCCUCAUGAUAAAUGCAAUUCUGAGAUGGUUAUCGAUGCGUGUGGCAAGCUUUUGACUCCGAAAUUGGGUGAGAUCAAGGAGAACGCAAUACCUGUCACUGAGAGAGUUUACUGUCCUUACCUGAGGGGUUCGGCUUUGAUGUCCAAAACCAAGAUAUCUGAAUCCGCCAAGAGCUUACAGUCUGCUUACCCUGCAUCUGGAGUCAGGAGAUGUGUCGAAUGUCGUGGCCUUUUCUGUGUGGACUGUAAAGUCCCGUGGCAUGGGAAGCUGUCAUGCGCCGAGUACAAGAAACUGCAUCCUAAUCCUCCCUCAGAUGAUGUGAAGCUAAAGUCUCUGGCGAAUAAUAAAAUGUGGCGCCAAUGUGGCAAGUGCCAGCACAUGAUUGAACUUAGUCAAGGAUGCAAUCACAUAACUUGCAGAUGUGGGCAUGAGUUCUGCUACAAUUGUGGAGGAGGAUGGAACAAAAAAACAGGGACUUGUGUUAAGCAAUGCCCGACCUGGGACGAAGCGUACAUCAUGCGGCAAGAUCAAGAUCCAGGGCGUGCGUAUGUGGCGCCUAACAACUACUUUGAUGAUCAUGAUGAGGAGGAUGAAGCUGAUGAAGAUAUUGAGUACGGCUAUGGUGACUUCCCCUUUAAUUUGGGGCAACAUAUGAAUAUUGUUAAUCCUGAAGAGCCCUUUGAUCCCUUCUUCGACCUGCCAGAUGGUGUGAUCUUUCACCCAUCUAUGCUGUCUCCCAGGAGCCGUCAGCAAUUCUACGACUCGGAUGAUGAUUCUGAUGAGGAAAGGUUGCGACCACCUCAUUUGAGACAGAGUAAUGCCCCGUCUGGUGAUGAGACAACAAGAGUUAAUGGUCAUUUGAGACAGAGUAAUGCCCCGUCUGGUAAUGAGACGACAAGAGUUAAUGCUCCUCCUGAGGAAGAAGAAGAAGUGGACGACUGCCCAUACUUCGGAACGUAUGGAAAGUACGCUAUAGUAUAUGACUCGGACGGCUAUGAAAUCGAGGAUUACACGAACCCUUUCCAUCCAGAUUACUAUCCUCAGUUUUGAGGUCUAGUUUGGAACCGAAGUUCGACUCUGUUUUCUUUUUCUCCUCAGCUCCAAACACUUUGCUAUAUGACUUUUUCGGCUGUAAUGUUUUUGGAGGUUCAUAUGUUUUCUAUGACUUGUUGCUGCGUCUGAGUUUGGGAGAUUGAGAAAAGUGUAAAACUUGGAAUUUGGGUUUGAAGGUAGGGCUUUUGUUUCA